Molecule: messenger RNA, 4680 nt
Organism: Erinaceus europaeus (western European hedgehog)
Lineage: Eukaryota; Metazoa; Chordata; Mammalia; Eulipotyphla; Erinaceidae
Gene: PRAG1
Product: PEAK1 related, kinase-activating pseudokinase 1
Exons: 6
Coding region: 238-4491 (1417 amino acids)
Biological process (GO): protein phosphorylation
Molecular function (GO): ATP binding; protein kinase activity
Source: RefSeq, a predicted model, not a curated record
CGCAGCUGCCACCCGGCCGCCAGGCCCCGGCAGACGACACUGGCCCGCGGCGGGGCGCGCACUCGCUCUGCGAACAAUGCUCCGCGGUGGCCGGCGGGGCAGCUGGCAGCUCGGCGACCGACGGCGAGGCCAGGGGAGCGCGGCCCGGAGAAAGCUGUUCUGUGACCCACAUCUGCCUCCUAUAAGGCCAUCCCGGAGAGCCAGGUGCAAGAUGAACCAACAAACUGUCUGCUCAAGAUGCACCAGACCAUCCGACUGAACCCCGAGGGCCUGAAAAUGUCUGCGUGCAGUGACUUUGUGGAGCACAUCUGGAAGCCUGGGUCCUGCAAGAACUGCUUCUGCCUGCGGAGCGAUCACCAGCUGGCACCUGGCCAUUCCCUGCCCAGAACUGGCAACCUGCCCCCUCCACCUCGCCUGCCCCCCCGGCCUGAGGUUAGCCGCCUGGAAGAUGAAGGUGUGAACAGUUCACCUUACUCCAAACCCACCAUUGCUGUGAAACCCACCAUGAUGAACUCUGAGACUUCUGAUGUGUGGACAGAAGCCAACAUGAGUGCUGAGGUCUCACAGGUCAUCUGGAGACGAGCCCCUGGCAAGCUACCCAUCCCGAAGCAGGAAGAUGUGCCUAUAGCUUAUCUGGGCAACGUACGUGGCAUACAAAAGCCUGCUGGACCCCCUGCCACCACAGACGGUCAAUCUCGAUGCCCCCCUGCUUAUACCAUGAUCAGCCUGCACAGUUUGGAAGCCAGAGGGGAACGGAGCACUGCCUUUCACCCAUUGAUUUUCCAUGAUGAGAAGGCUGGCCGAGAAGAUAAACCCACACUUUCGUACCCAGAGCUGCCCUCCACUCAGGACAGCUUCCGCCAGAAACUGGCUACCUUCGCUGGUAUGACAUCUGUCUGUCACAAGGGUCCUGGGCCCUACCCCUCUCCACAACCACUACGGGAGUCACUGCCCUCAGAGGAUGACUGUGAUCAAAGGUGUUCACCCUCAGGGGACAGUGAAGGGGGUGAAUAUUGCUCCAUCCUGGACUGUUGCCCUGGGAGCCCUGUUGCCAAGGAUGCUGCCCAGACUGAAGGCUCCCAGCACAGACAUGGCAGAGUGGACUGCCCACCAAUCUGCUGGGGUCAGGGAAGGUGCUCAGGGCCAAGUGAGGAGGAGAAGCAGACUCUGAACUUCCCAAGAGAGUGUUGUGGCCAGGGUUCCACUGAGAAUGUACCUCACCUGGGCCCCAAGAAGCCAUCCCUUACCUCAGAGAUGGCCAGUUCUUCUGAUGGCCUGUCCUGUGGGAGUGGCAGCAGUGGCACCAGCAGCCCCUUUGCUCCUCAUCUUGAGAGUGAUUACUGUUCUCUCAUGAAAGAACCCACAUUGGGGAAGCAGCAGGACUCUUCUAAUUGUCACGGGGUGACAUCUAGCAAGUGCCAUGGGCUGAGUGGGGAACCCCAGACUGCUGCACAGCCCAAGGAGACUGUACAGCCAGAACCCAUCUAUGCUGAGAGCACCAAGAGGAAGAAGUCAAUUCCAGCACCGUCUAGGCCACAGGCCAAGGCAGAACAGCCAACACCGGCUCAGGGCCAGAGUCAGAUACGGACAGCUAACACUUGGGCUCAGAAAACAGCAUCUGGCUGGGGACAGGGCAGAGAGGGCCCGGAUAUGAUUUCCCAGGUAGCAGCCACCAUCACAGUGAUGGCAGCCCACCCAGAAGAGGACCAUCGGACAAUCUACCUGAGCAGCCCUGACUCCGCAGUAGGGGUGCAAUGGCCACAUGGGCCUGUGAGCCAGGACUCUGAGGCAGGUGAAGAGACUUCCACUGGGCAGGGGCAUGGCUCUAGGGAAGAUCACCGUCCAGAUGCCAAUGAGAACUCUCCAAAAAGGAGGCCUGCCAUUCCCCCCAAGCUAUCCAAGAGUAGCCCUGGUGGGUCCCCGGUGUCACCAUCCACCUCUCCACUGUCCAAACUCAGUGAGGUCAACUCUAGUGGCAGCAUAGGACCCCAGCUUCCUUCCAGGGUCCCCUCUGACCCUGCUUCUUCCUGCCGAGCCAAUGGUGUCACCAGCAAUGACUCCAUCAGGUGCCCCCCACCUGCUACCUCUGCUUCAACUUUGGACCAGAGGCGACCCCGAUACCAGACUGGGGCCUGGAACCGACAGUGCCGGAUAGAGGAAGAGGAGGAGGUGGAACAGGAAUUAUUGAGUCAGAGCUGGGGGAGUGAGAUGGAAAAUGGCACACCAGACCCCUCCAGCUCCUCAACUUGGCACCGUAUUCACCCCACAGACAGCUCCUCUGAGCAGAACAUCAAAGUGGGCACUGGGAUGAGCAAAUCAGCCUCUUUUGCCUUUGAGUUUCCCAAAGACAGAAGUGGGAUAGAGACAUUCUCACCUCCUCCACCACCUCCAAAAUCAAGGCACCUAUUAAAAAUGAACAAGAGCAGUUCUGAUUUGGAAAAAGUGAGCCAAGGCUCUGCAGAGAGCCUCAGCCCAUCCUUCAGAGGUAUACACGUCAGCUUCACCACGGGAUCCACGGACAGCCUGGCCUCAGACACUAGGACCUGCAGUGAUGGAGGCCCAUCAUCUGAGCCAGCUCACUCACCUACCAGUAGUGGGAAAAAGCUCUUUGCACCUGUCCCAUUCCCUUCGGGUUCCACUGAGGAUGUGUCCCCUGGCAACUCCCAGCAGCAGCCCCCUCCACUCCCUCAGAAAAAGAUAGUGAGCCGAGCAGCUUCCUCACCAGAUGGCUUCUUCUGGACUCAAGGUUCCCCCAAGCCCAGAACAGCAAGUCCCAAGUUGAACCUCAGCCACUCAGAAACCAAUGUCUGUGUCCAUGAAGAGUCCCCCUUCAGCUAUUCCUCCAGCCCUGGGAGCCGCCACCAUCAUAUCUUCUCUUCUGAACCUCUGGAGAAAGCUUUCAAAGGCAAUGGCCAUUGGGUCCCCCCUGCAGGGCUGUUAGGUAGUAAAAACAUCAGUAGGAGUUCCAGCCUCCAGAACAAAGGGGCUCCAUCAGCCUCUUCUUCCCAGCUGAGUGUGUCCAGCCAGGCCUCCAGUAGCAGCACCCAGCUUCAGCUGCACAGCCUCUUGAGCAGCAUCAGCAGCAAGGAGGGCACCUAUGCCAAGCUAGGAGGGCUCUAUGCCCAGUCUCUGGUCCGCCUUGUGGCCAAGUGUGAGGACCUCUUCAUGGGCGGCCAGAAAAAGGAGCUGCACUUUAAUGAGAAUAACUGGUCGCUCUUCAAGCUGACCUGUAACAAGCCCUGCUGUGACUCUGGGGAUGCCAUUUAUUACUGUGCUACAUGCUCCGAGGACCCUGGCAACACCUAUGCUGUGAAAAUCUGCAAAACCCCUGAACCCAAGACAUCCUCAUACUGCAGCCCCUCAGUGCCUGUGCACUUCAACAUCCAGCAGGACUGUGGCCACUUUGUCGCCUCUGUGCCCUCCAGCAUGCUCACCUCUCCCGACACACUCAAGGACCCUCCACCUGCCCUGCCCUCACAGCUCCCUGCCCAAGAGCAGGACUGUGUGGUGGUCAUCACCCGAGAGGUGCCACACCAGACCGCUUCUGACUUUGUGCGGGACUCAGUCACCAGCCAUCAGUGUGAGCCUGAGGUUUAUGAGCGGCGUGUGUGCUUCCUGCUUCUGCAGCUCUGCAAUGGGCUGGAGCAUCUGAAGGAGCACGGGAUCAUCCACAGGGACCUGUGCCUAGAGAACCUGCUGCUGGUGCAUUGCAUCCCCCAGACCACCCCUGGGCCCUCUGCUGCUACCCAUUGUGCCCCAGUCUUUCCUGCCACCUCCAGUGCUUCUCCCAUCUCCACCUCCCCUGUAGCUAAUCCCUCUGCCCCCCUCCCCACCAGUGGCACUCCCUGUCCCCCAGGUACCCCAGCCUGUCAGGGAGUUCCCCCCGAGAAGCACUUGCCUCGGCUCAUUAUCAGCAACUUCCUGAAGGCCAAACAGAAGCCAGGCAGCACUACCAACCUGCAGCAGAAAAAGAGCCAGGCCCGGCUGGCCCCUGAGAUUGUGUCUGCCUCCCAGUACAGAAAGUUUGAUGAGUUCCAAACCGGCAUCCUCAUCUAUGAACUGCUCCACCAGCCCAACCCAUUUGAGGUGCGGGCCCAGCUGAGAGAACAGGACUACAGACAGGAGGACCUGCCGCCCCUGCCCACACUGUCCCUCUACUCCCCUGGCCUGCAGCAACUUGCCCACCUGCUGCUGGAGGCCGACCCCAUCAAACGCAUCUGCAUAGGGGAGGCCAAGCAUGUGCUGCAGUGCCUGUUGUGGGGGCCCCGGCGGGAGCUCGUAGAGCAGCCUGGCACCUCAGAGGAGGCGCUCUGCAGCACACUGCAUAAUUGGAUAGACAUGAAACGGGCCCUGAUGAUGAUGAAGUUUGCUGAGAAGGCAGUGGACCGCCGGCGUGGGGUGGAACUGGAGGACUGGCUUUGCUGCCAGUACCUGGCUUCCGCAGAGCCUGGAGCCCUCUUACAGUCCCUAAAGCUCCUACAGCUUCUGUGAGCACAGCCCCCAGCCCUGCACUUUAGCUGCACUCUUCCAUGCCUGCCCCCCUCUCUCCACCCCCUUACUUUGCCUUGAAGUUGUAUUUGUCUCAAUGGGAAAUGGUACAAACAUCUAUCACAUCUGUAUGUAAUAUAUAUAUAUAUAUGUAUAUAUAUAUAUGUACAUAUAUAAUAUUAUAAAUACAAA